UCCAAGGCGGAAGCCCCUGGGCCAGCUGGGCCAGCGCCAGCCCCUCCCCCACAUUCCUCCUCCCACUGCAGCCUUUAAAGGCCCCUGGGGCCCACAGGCCACCAUCUGCCUUCUGCCUGCCACCUGCCACCAUGCGCUGUCUUGUGAGCCUAGCUCUGGCCCUGCUGGCCCUGGAGGCCGCCCUGGCCCUGGCCCCAGCCCCAGCCCCGGCCCUCACCUUGCCAGCGCAGGCUGUGUGCCCAGAGCUCAGCUCCUCCGAGGAGGACGCCUGUGUGGUCUCCUGCAACUCAGACGAGAACUGCCCCCAAGGCACCAAAUGCUGCACCAGGAGCCCCUGCAGCCGCUCCUGCGUGGUCCCCCUCAUUGCGCCUGUGCAGAAGGCCGGCCGCUGCCCCUGGGUGCAGGCCCCGCUGACGCCCACGCCCUGCUUGGAGAGCACUGAGUGCUCCCGGGAUGACCAGUGUGCCGGCAACAGGAAGUGCUGCCUGAGCGCCUGUGCCAUGAGGUGUCUGGAGCCCGAGGCAGGUGAGCGCCCCACGCCCUCCCGGGACGGCACCCUGGCCACGGCCACAGCCACGGUGGCAGCAGAAGGCCUGGGCCGAGACUACGUGUCAGGCGAGCAAAGGGAGGGGAAACUCAGAGACUCCUCUGAGCGGGACAGCAAGACGUGGUCCAGCCCAGUCUGA
This is a messenger RNA of Lontra canadensis (Northern American river otter), 686 nucleotides long. Its product is annotated as whey acidic protein-like. Gene Ontology annotation, molecular function: peptidase inhibitor activity. The coding region runs from base 132 to 686 and encodes 184 amino acids. The record is from RefSeq and is a predicted model, not a curated record. The transcript has 3 exons. Gene Ontology annotation, cellular component: extracellular region. Lineage: Eukaryota; Metazoa; Chordata; Mammalia; Carnivora; Mustelidae.